UGUACAACAUGCUCAAUCAGAUUUAGCAAUUGAUGAUCUGUCAAUAUGUUUUGAAAAUAUGGCUAAAUUUAGAAAAUUUCUAAUUAGCAUUAAUUAUGAUGGACUAAUUGCAGCAUCAACAGAUAACACAAAACUUGAAGAAAAAUUACGUUACUCUACAAGCUUGGGCGCAAUUCUUGGGUCUACAUUGCCAUUACAAGAAACUUCAGUAUCUUCUUAUAACGAAAUUGAUACUAUUGUAAAAAAGAUUCAAACUAAUAAUAUAAUAGCUAAAUAUGUUUGUGUAUACAUUUUACAAGUUCUUGUUCCUAAAGUACCACUAUUUGUACUUGAAAUUAUUCUAAAUAAUAGUGAAAAUAUAUCUGAUCUUGAAUUUACUGACGAAUUAUACAGUUAUAUUUGUGAUUAUUUUGAAGGAAAUGUCAACGAUCUAAAUUCAAAUUUAAAAAUUUGGCCUACAGAUAAUGAAAUCAGAGUUCUUAUUAAUGAUACAUAUAAAGAAGCAAAUGCUUUAGCAAAGUGUAUUUUUAUGGUAGUUACAUUAAAUUCUGAAUUAUUAUUGUUAUCUUUAACUAAUUUCUUAACAAGUGACGAAAUAAUACUACUGAUUGAAGAAAAUUUAACAAAAGAAUUUCAAGAUAGAGAGAAGGUUUUAACAGAAAUUGUUGAAAUGAUAGGAAAUGUUGCAAGUUUAAAUUUACGAAAUGAUAUAGAUAAGGAUUUGAUAUAUGCUCCUUAUACUUUAAAAAAAAUGAUUCAAUCACAAUUUCAAGAAAGAGAUCACUAUAAUUCAUCGGGAAUUAAUCCAUCUAUUGCUAGCAAAAUG
Molecule: messenger RNA, 826 nt
Organism: Funneliformis mosseae
Lineage: Eukaryota; Fungi; Glomeromycota; Glomeromycetes; Glomerales; Glomeraceae
Source: the annotation of a GenBank genome assembly